GUCACGGUGGGUCACUGAGAGGGACAAUCGGCCAUGGCUUCACCGCAGCUCCGGGGCUGUGGAGUCCACGCCCUCCAGGUGUUGCUGCUACUGCUGCUGCUGUUGUUCCCGCUGCGGGUGACGCCGGGCACCACAUGUCCAACCCCCAUAUCUGUUGAACAUGCAAACAUCCGGGUCAAGAAUUACAGUGUGAACUCCAGGGAGAGGUAUGUCUGUAAUUUUGGGUUCAAACGGAAAGCCGGCACAUCCACGCUGACUGAGUGUGUGAUAAACAAGAACACAAACAGUGCCCACUGGACAACUCCUACCCUCAAGUGCAUCAAGAUUUCGCCAAGCAGUUCCAAAAUGACCAAAGUGGCCAUCUCCACAUCAGUCCUGGUCCUUCUGGUUGGUGCAGGAGUUGUGGUUUUUCUUGCCUGGUACAUCAGAUCAAGGCAAGCUUCGCAGCCACGUGGUGUUGAGAUGGAAACCAUGGAAGCAGUGCCAAUGAGUGUGAGGACCAGCAGCACUGAGGAUGACCCAGGAACCUAACCUCACAACCUCCGAAACCCAGGGAAACCUGCCCCGCUGAGUCUAAAGAGAAGACUUGAAGGCAGCACUGCUGUCAGCUACGGAGCUCCAGGACCCAGGGAACUGGGAACCAGGAGAAAGCACAUCGUGAUCACAUAAGCCUCCGGAAUGAUCUGUUUUACUGUGUCUGGGUGCCUCCCAUGUGCACGCCUGGGUUCUCCAGCAUCUGGAAGGACACCACCCUUCCAGCUGGCUCAGCGUCGAGGCCAACUUCCCCAAGUGCAAGCAGCUUGAGCUCUCCUGGGAGACUCUCACAGACUCCAUAAAAGUAUCUAACUUCACUCUGACGUCAGCUCUAAAUAGCGGACAGUGGUUCUCAAUCUGUGGGUCAUGACCCCCUUUGGGGUUGUCAAAUGACUCUAUCAAAGGGGUCACAUAUCAGACAUCCUGUGUAUCAGAUAUUUACAUUACGAUUCAUAACAGUAGCAAAAUUACAGUUGUGAAGUCAUCAUAAAAAUGAUUUUAUGGUUGGGGGUCACCACAAGAUGAGGAAUUACACUAAAGAGACACAGCAUUAGGAAAGUUGAGAACUACUGUGGUAGACUCUCUUCCCUGUCCCCACCCUGACUUACAGUUUACAGAGCUCAGCAACACACCCGAAGCUCCCACUUCUCUCCAAGGCUCCUCUGGCACGGGGGAUGUCUGUAAAGAAGACCACAGCUGCUGAAGACUUAGUUGUCGCUGCUUUGCACCUAUUGGAAAAGAGCAGAGAAAGGCAGAAGAGAUAUUGAGCCAACAAAUCCUUUUGUAUAGGAUUUGUGAUGAAAACUGAACUCAGUGACCUCUUACAUAUAUAUAGACAUAUUUAUACUUCCCUUUCUGUUAUAUCUACAUAUAGUGUAUGAUUUAUAUUUGAA
Peromyscus eremicus (cactus mouse) is the source of this 1427-nucleotide messenger RNA. It is a transcript of the gene Il15ra, whose product is annotated as interleukin 15 receptor subunit alpha. Gene Ontology annotation, molecular function: interleukin-15 receptor activity. Lineage: Eukaryota; Metazoa; Chordata; Mammalia; Rodentia; Cricetidae. Gene Ontology annotation, biological process: interleukin-15-mediated signaling pathway. The coding region runs from base 34 to 531 and encodes 165 amino acids. The record is from RefSeq and is a predicted model, not a curated record. The transcript is spliced from 5 exons. Gene Ontology annotation, cellular component: plasma membrane.